Messenger RNA from Aspergillus aculeatinus CBS 121060, 660 nucleotides. RefSeq lists its product as uncharacterized. The record is from RefSeq and is a predicted model, not a curated record. Bases 1 to 660 code for a protein of 219 amino acids. The transcript is spliced from 10 exons. Lineage: Eukaryota; Fungi; Ascomycota; Eurotiomycetes; Eurotiales; Aspergillaceae.
AUGUAUAUUCGACAGAGAAAGUUCCCCUUCCUCUUUGACAGUAUUCACUCGACUGAUGGUUCCGUGCAUAUGCAGUCUGCCCAGGCCAUGUUUCGAAAGAAACUGGUUGGCAGACACGAUUUGCUUGCACAGGUCCUUGGACGGGUGGACGGGACGGGCCUGGGGCAUCAGACACGCGUUAGUUGUAGACUGGGCCUUGGUUGGGCGGAUGGGACGGGCCUGGGUGUUGGACACUGUAGCGUAGCUCUGUGUCCAUUCGUAGUUGCCUUGGCCUCGGUUGGGUGGCUGGGACGGGCUAGGGCGGGACACUGUAGCGUAGCUCUGUGUCCCUUCGUAGCUUCUGAACAGCCUUGGCCGGGUGGUUGGGAAUGGGCUGGGAUAUACGACAAAGCCCAUAUGCGCCACUUCGUAGUUGUCUCGUGGCCAUGGUUGGUGGUUGGGGCCGGAGACACGACAAAGCCCAUACGCGACAACCUCAGGUCAUGGCGGGCGGACGGGACGGGCCUGGGUCAUGUAGAUGUAAUCUUGCACUCCCUUGUAGUUAGCUCGAUGCUAUCCUGUGCCCGUGGGUCAAGGUGCGUACUUCUUCCCCCUAUUGUUUUUCCUAGGCUCGGCGGGUGGCUGGGAUGGGCCUGGGACAUAGACGGGUUCAAGAAGUGA